GGGAGCUUCAUCAAGCAGGUACCGUGUAGUACUGCACACCGUGCUCAAAUGGCCAUCCCACAUGACUGAAGCGGGCCGAACGAUAACUCUUGGACCCACCCACCCACCGAGUACUGACGUAGCAUCCCACCCGGUGACAACCAUACAUCUUCCUAGGAGCCAGGUAUGAGCAUUGCGCAAACCCAGAGAGAAGACAACGGCCAUGAAUGCUGUUGAUAUUGGCCGGUGCAGCAAACGCAUCGUGCAAUACAUUUGGGACCCCGAGCCCAAGAAUGACAGACAACCGCAUGAACCCAUCUGGUGUCUAGGGGUAAAAUACCCUUCAGCGGAGGCAAGAGCAUCACAGUCAAAGACUCAUGAUGACGGCCAAAAGGGGGACGAGAGAGAUGUGGUUGUAUCGACCGCCUCAAGGACAAUGGGUACGGCAGAACAUAGUUGGCCAGAGGCGUUCAUCUCAGACUUUGAGUCGAGAAUAUGGAUGACCUACCGCUCAAAUUUUAUACCGAUACCCAGACCCGAUGGCCACGAUGCCAAUGCUUCCAUGACACUAAGCGUUCGACUACGAAGUCAGUUGUUGGACACCGAAGGGUUUACCUCAGAUACUGGGUGGGGUUGUAUGAUAAGGUCGGGCCAGAGCCUGUUAAUCAACACAAUGGCCUUGCUACUCCUUGGGCGCGUAGAUUGGCGCCGUGGGCAGAGACUCGAAGACGAAGCCAGACUGCUAUCACUUUUUGCAGACACCCCAAGUGCACCCUUUUCAAUUCACCGCUUCGUACAGCAUGGUGCACAAUCAUGCGGCAAAUACCCAGGGCAAUGGUUCGGGCCAUCCGCAACUGCCAGAUGCAUUGAGGCCCUUUCUGGUCCGUGGAAAGAGCCAUCUCUCAACGUAUACGUCACAAAUGAUACCGGGGAGGUAUAUCGCGAUAGGUUCCUGGAGGUUGCCCGUAAUGGUACAGACGAGAUUCAGCCAACCCUCAUACUUGUCGGAAUAAGACUCGGCAUUGAUUGCGUGACUCCUGUUUACUGGAGCGGGCUUAAAGCUGCGUUACAAUUUCCCCAGUCGGUGGGAAUAGCAGGGGGACGUCCUUCGGCCUCGCAUUACUUUGUAGGCCACCAGGGGUCAGAUUUAUUUUAUCUCGAUCCUCACUUUACCCGCCCUGCUAUUCCAGAGCGUGACACAAACAAUCCAUACUCGAAAGAUGAGAUCGACACCUACCACACACGACGACUGAGAAGGAUUCACAUGCGGGAUAUGGAUCCAAGUAUGCUGAUAGGGUUCCUCAUCCGAAACAGCGGGGACUGGCAGGAUUGGGAAGAACGGGUAAAGUCCAUUGAAGGAAGAGCUAUAAUCCACGUUAUCGACGAAGUAGAUAACACAGUAAGCAUGGACAGGAAUGCUCUGGAUGAAGUGGAAGUACUGGAUGAUGAAGAAUAGAUGCCCGGCAUAUAACGUCGAGAACUCAUUCAGGAAAGACAUCAGUCAGUCGAGUUAAGCCGAUAAUUCCUUUUGACGUACCCAUGGAUAUGGAAAUCAAUUCAGAAAUCGAAUUCUGCUGGGGACGGCAAAAUCGCGCGACCGACCCCAGAUCCGAGUUAUGUUACACCGUAUUCAUGUCACGAAAACCAUAAGAAACAUUUGGCCCAAGGGGAAAAAAUAAAGCCAUCCCAUGACACAUUAGAAAAAUCCCGCGAACACCCUGUGACCCACCACCUCAGAACCGUUGCUGAUGACGAGGUAGCAAAAAAAAAAAAACAAUCCCGCAGAAACAAAGAAAGAAAUCAGAAAGCUUAUUUGGCAGAAGAAGAGUACUUUGUGACGGCCUUGGUGCCCUCAGACACCGC
This is a messenger RNA of Aspergillus saccharolyticus JOP 1030-1, 1842 nucleotides long. RefSeq names its product cysteine protease ATG4. Bases 203 to 1435 code for a protein of 410 amino acids. The transcript is spliced from 5 exons. Gene Ontology annotation, molecular function: protein-phosphatidylethanolamide deconjugating activity. NCBI's taxonomy places the organism in Eukaryota, Fungi, Ascomycota, Eurotiomycetes, Eurotiales, Aspergillaceae. The record is from RefSeq and is a predicted model, not a curated record.